Messenger RNA from Drosophila takahashii, 711 nucleotides. The record is from RefSeq and is a predicted model, not a curated record. Lineage: Eukaryota; Metazoa; Arthropoda; Insecta; Diptera; Drosophilidae.
CUUGACUUUACAGGUUCCACCAAACCCGAGUUGCCCGAAGAUGGCGUCCUGCGUUACUUCACCAUGGCCUUCUGUCCCUUCAGCCACCGGGUUCAUCUCCUGCUGGCAGCCAAGGAAAUUCCGCAUCACAAGAUCUACGUGGAUUUGAUUGAGAAGCCGGAGUGGUACAAGGAGUACAGUCCACUGGGCAAAGUGCCCGCCGUGCAGCUGACGGGAGUGGAGGAUCAGCCCACCCUCGUGGAAUCCCUCAUCAUAGCCGAGUACCUGGAUCAGCAAUAUCCCAGCCACGACUCUUUGGACAAGAUUCUCAUCGAACGCUUUGCCCCGGUGGUCAGUGCCAUUUACCCCGUGCUGACCUGUAAUCCCAAUGCACCGGCAGAUGCUAUCGAAAGGUUUGAGAACGCCUUGGAGGUUUUUGAGGUGGAGUUGGCCCAAAGGGGAAGCCCCUACUUUGCUGGCCAGACCAUUGGCAUUGUGGACUACAUGAUAUGGCCCUGGUUCGAACGCUUUCCCAGCAUGAAAAUCACCACGGAGCAAAAGUAUGAACUGGAUGGGAAAAGAUUUGAGAAGCUGCUCAAAUGGCGUGAUUUAGUGGCUCAGGAUGCGGCUGUGCAAAAGACGGCGAUAGAUGUCCAGCUCCACGCCGAAUUCCAGAAGUCCAAGACCCUGGGAAAACCCCAGUACGAUAUAGCCUUCAAAGGCCAGCUCUAA